This is a messenger RNA of Paramecium octaurelia, 1485 nucleotides long. The record is from the annotation of a GenBank genome assembly. Lineage: Eukaryota; Ciliophora; Oligohymenophorea; Peniculida; Parameciidae.
AUGCAGAUGAGAUGUAAUUAAGCUGACCAUGAAAAUCAAUCUAUAAUAGGGGUUUGCAUAGAUAUUACAUGUCCGAAUUUAAGCCCCUAUUGUAAUUUUUGUUUGCCUCUCCAUGCCAAACAUCUUCAUAUGUUAACCCCUUUGGAUCUUAUAAAUGAAUGGAUUUCGGAACGAAUCCUUUAGGUUCAUAAUGUUUACAAUAGUGUACAAGAUUUGAAAGUUCCUUUUGAAAAUCUUCUAAAUUAGUUCUCUCCUUAUUGUAACUUUAAUAUUGAUUAAAUACCUAAAUUAGGAUUAUCAGAGAUUGAUAAGUUAGUAAAAGAUUUAGGUUCAAUAUAAGAAUGCGAAAAAAUCCUAUUUAGGCAACUUAAUCAAUCAAUUCAAUAAAUAAAAUAGAUUGUUUUUGAAAUACUAAAAACAAUAAAGGAUCAAAGUAAUAUCUACAAAAAUGAUAAUACAUAAAUUCCAUCCAACAUGGCUUAAUAUAUAAUAGAAUAACCAAAAAAUUUAAACAAAUUAAAACCAAAUAUAAGCCCUAUCGCAUAUGAAAUCAUGAAUAAGCAUUCUAUUAAAUAAAAAGAAUUUUGUUUCGCAAUUGCUUUAAAUAAAGAUCGCUCAAUUUUAGCAGCUGGAUGUGACAAAUCAAUAAAAAUAUAUAAAUUCAGCCAAGGAAUGUUUAAAUAGAUACAACUCUUAAAUCAACAUUAAGAGUAAGUGAGCACUCUAAAUUUCAUGAAAAAAACUAAUUAACUUAUAUCUGGAGAUUGUAUUGGAACUAUUUUGAUUUGGCCCAGCAAUAAUAAUAAUGAAUGGAUUUGCUCAUAAACACUUCAACACAAUGGUUAAAUAAAUUGUUUAAUUAUAAAUAAUAAUGAAGAUAUUAUUAUAUCAAGUAGUAAUGAUAAGACUAUUAAGUUUUGGACGAAAUAAAAUGAAUGGAUCUGUUAAUAAACAAUAAGAGAUUAUUAAAGUUGUGUUUAUUAAUUAAGUUUAAAUGAAAAAUAAAAUAAAGUUAUUUCAUAUGGAUAUGAUAAAUUAAUCUUAGUAAUUGAAAAUUCACAAUAGUAUAAAUAGUGGAUGGUAAUAUAAAAAAUUCAAGUUGAUUGUUUUGGAAUCAGACUAUGUUUUAUCAACGAUAAUCUUUUCACAUUUCAACCUUAUAAAGGCAAUUAGAUGUAUAUCUAUGAGAUGAAUACUGUAUGUAAAUAGUUCGCUCAAACAUAACAUGUUACUGUAAAUGAAGGUGAAGAGGGUUACGCAUUAUUCUCGUAAUAAUAUAUUAAAUCAAAAUAGUUACUUGUUAGCAAGCAUGAUAAGUAUAUCAAUUUCAUAAAAAUGACAGAUGACAAUCAUUUUAAAGUUGAGUAAACUAUUCAAUUUGGUAGUAAUAUGUUAUUUGGGUACAUGAGUGAUGAUGGAGAGUAUUUGAUAAUUUGGAAUAAUUUAUCUAAAGAAAUAUCAAUUAGGAAGUCUAUACUAGAAUGA